Molecule: messenger RNA, 633 nt
Organism: Uranotaenia lowii
Lineage: Eukaryota; Metazoa; Arthropoda; Insecta; Diptera; Culicidae
Product: cyclin-dependent kinases regulatory subunit-like
Exons: 2
Coding region: 112-417 (101 amino acids)
Biological process (GO): regulation of mitotic cell cycle
Cellular component (GO): SCF ubiquitin ligase complex; cyclin-dependent protein kinase holoenzyme complex
Molecular function (GO): protein kinase binding; ubiquitin binding; histone binding
Source: RefSeq, a predicted model, not a curated record
AUAUUUGUCGGAGUUGAAAGAAAAUGUAAACAAAACUAAUUUUUCGUGUGCUCGUGCAAAAAGUUACAAAAUUGUUUUCGUGAUUUUUAAUUGUUACAAGACCGCUUCAACAUGCCUUCCGAUCAAAUCCAGUACUCGGAGAAGUACUACGACGAUGUAUACGAGUAUCGCCAUGUAAUACUCCCGCAGGACCUCGCUCGGAACGUUCCUAAAUCCCACUUGAUGACCGAAACGGAAUGGCGCAAUCUGGGCGUUCAACAAUCGCCUGGUUGGGUUAUGUACAUGAUGCAUGCUCCGGAGCCACACAUCCUUCUGUUCCGGCGACCACGAACGGACGGACCCCGGAAGAUGAACAGCGUUGCGGGACCUUCCGGGACCAACCCUUCUAAGAAGGCAUCGCGACUGACCGCAGUUUAAAAACGAAGGAUGUACCAAUUUUUGAGAUUUCCCUAACAACCGAUCCUUUCCCACUUUUUUUAUAAAUACAUAUAAGUUACAGUAAGCCCACAGAAUUGGAAACCCCUUCCAAGUAAAUUUCUUUCGGAUUAAAAUAACGAACGUCAAAACGUUUUAUUUCUUGGUUAUGUAUAUUUUCUUUUAAUGAAAAGUAUAAAUAAAAUUCAAUAAAUUUUA